UGUGACGUUAUGGGCGGGACCAGGCGGGAAUGACUCUCCCUUGGGCUUUUAGCCCCGCCCCUAUCCCGUUCCCAGCCCUGUUGCUGUUGCGCUGCUGCUGGCUGUUACCCCCUGGACCCCCACCAUGGAACAGACACUAGAAGAUCCCCCCACAUCAGCUGUCUUGCUGGAUCAUUGUCAUUUCUCUCAGGUCAUCUUUAACAAUGUGGAAAAGUUCUACGUCCCUGGAGGGGACAUCACAUGCUAUUACACCCUCACCCAGCAUUUCAUCCCCCGUCGGAAGGACUGGAUUGGCAUCUUCAGGGUGGGGUGGAAGACAACCCGUGAGUAUUACACCUUCAUGUGGGUUACUUUGCCGAUUGACCUAAACAACAUAUCAGCCAAACAGGAAGUCCAGUUCAAAGCUUAUUACCUGCCCAAGGAUGAUGAGUAUUACCAGUUCUGCUAUGUGGAUCAGGAUGGUGUGGUCCGGGGAGCAAGUAUCCCUUUCCAGUUCCGUCCAGAAAAUGAGGAGGACAUCCUGGUUGUUACCACUCAGGGAGAGGUGGAAGAGAUUGAGCAGCAAAACAAGGAGCUUUGCAAAGAAAACCAGGAGCUGAAGGACAGUUGUGUCAGCCUCCAGAAGCAGAACUCAGACAUGCAGGCUGAGCUCCAGAGGAAGCAGGAGGAGCUAGAAACCCUCCAGAACAUCAAUAAGAAGUUGGAACAGAAAGUGAAAGAGCAGAAGGACUAUUGGGAGACGGAGCUGCUUCAACUGAAAGAACAAAACCAGAAGGUGUCCUCAGAAAACGAAAAGAUGGGAAUGAGAGUGGAUCAGCUUCAGGCACAGCUGUCAACUCAAGAGAAAGAAAUGGAGAAGCUUGUUCAGGGAGCUCAAGAUAAGACGGAGCAGUUAGAGCAUCUGAAAAAGGAAAAUGGCCAGCUCUCUCUCAGUUUGACUGAACAGAGGGAGCACCAGAAGAAGCUGGAGCAGACAGUGGAGGAGAUGAAGCAGAAAGAAACUGCCGCGGCGAAGAAGCAACAGAAGUUAACGGAUGAGAACUUUGACCUGUCAAGAAGACUGGGUGAGAACAAGAUUAUAUAUGAUGCUCUGCAGAGAGAGAAAGAGAGAAUAGGAAAAGAAAAUGAUCUUUUGAAGAAGGAGAACCGCAGAUUGCUCACUUACAUGGGUCUGGAUUUUGACUCUUUGCCCUACCAAGUGCCUACUUCAGACCAGGAAGGUGCAGAACAAAAUCCGGGACUUGUCUAUGGGAACCCCUAUUCUGGUAUCCAGGAAAGUUCUUCCCCCAGCCUGCUCUCCAUCAAGAAAUGCCCCAUCUGCGAAUCAGACUUUGCUGAUGGCAUUUGUGAUCACAUCUUGGAGCAGCAGCAGAUGCUGACCCUUUGUUUGAAAUGUCCAAUUUGUGACAAGGUCUUCUCAGAAAGAGAGAAGCAGAUCUUUGAAGACCAUGUGUUCUGCCACUCCCUAUAAGUGUUCCAGCCUCUUGGGUCUAUGCUGUACAUAGAUUUUAUAGAGUAGAACCUGUAGCUUCUACUAUGAGUUAUGUGAGUCAAAAUCCUACCUAACCUGAAAUUACUGGGGAUUUCCUCUGUGCUGCUGCCCCUAAAGGUAGAGUUGUCGAUCAUCUGAAGGGUAGUGUUAAGGGCUACUGCUUCCAUCCUUGUGGGUUACUACCUUUAAGUCAUAUAACUCUAGAUGUAUCAUCCUCUCACCUAUAGUGCCCAUUCUUCCAGGAGUCUCCAGUACAAGGGCUCUGGGACGGAACUGACAUGUGUAUUCACAACAGGCCUGAUCUGAUACUGAGUGAUUAGUUUUCUAAGUUGUCCUACUGCUGUUCAGGGUCAGGCCUUGAGAAUAUUUGUACUGAGUCCUCAGUUCUAACCCUGGGGCUGGAGAUUGAUCACAGGUUGAGAAUUCCUUCCUUUUCCUUGGACUUCUUUCUCCAGGUGAUUGCAUUAGACUAGCCAAAAAUAGCACAGCAAAGAACUUGGACAUCCAAUCUGGAUACCAAUGUUUUCUCAUUUUAAUUUCUCAGCUCCCAAAAGAAGCAUCUUCUUCCUCAACCAUGGACAGAAAUCGUAUUUCAAUCACAGAAAGCCUUCUUUCUCUCUGCAUACCUCUGAUUGGCAUUUUCAACUCUUUGAUCUUUCCUAUGCACAUGAUUUUUAUUGUCAUAAGUCCUUUUUUAAUGGUUUAAGUAGAGAUUGUUAGAAGCUCUAUGGGUUUGCCACUUUCUGAGCAGGUGAGUUUGAAUAUGGAUAAGUCAGAAUAAUGAGACAACUAUUGUUAAUCUCUUUAAUACUAAAAAUAAAUUACUCUUCUAUUUCAGGGACUUAGGUAAUUUAAAACAAACUUUCAGUUUAUGGUCUUUCAUUUUAUAAGAUUAUGGGAAAAGUGUGAUCAAAAGGACUGUGAGAGUGGCAGACCUCGCCAAUGAUUUCUCUUUACCUGUCUUACCUAUUCAACAAAACUGUCCUGGC
Propithecus coquereli (Coquerel's sifaka) is the source of this 2481-nucleotide messenger RNA. It is a transcript of the gene CALCOCO2, whose product is annotated as calcium binding and coiled-coil domain 2. Gene Ontology annotation, cellular component: PML body; autophagosome. NCBI's taxonomy places the organism in Eukaryota, Metazoa, Chordata, Mammalia, Primates, Indriidae. The transcript has 13 exons. Gene Ontology annotation, biological process: positive regulation of autophagosome maturation; xenophagy. Bases 125 to 1471 code for a protein of 448 amino acids. The record is from RefSeq and is a predicted model, not a curated record.